GUGAUCUCCAGACUGUGGCCCUUUGAUUGCCAUUGUCCAGCACUUGAGACAUUAUUCCUGCCACUGACACCAACCAUAGGACAAAUUCCUUCCACUGACACCAAUGAUGGGGCACUAUUUCUACCCCUAAUAGCAAAGAUGGGGCAGUAUUCCUCCCACUGACACCAAUGAUGGGGCACUAUUCCUCCCACUGACACCAAUGAUGGGGCACUAUUCCUCCCACUGACACCAAUGAUGGGGCACUAUUCCUCCCACUGAUACCAAUGAUGGGGCACUAUUCCUCCCACUGACACCAAUGAUGGGGCACUUUUUUACCCCCUAAUAGCAAAGAUAGGGCAUUGUUUACUCCCAUUGGGCACAAAGGUUUGGAGACCCCUGCAGUAGAGGAAAGAUG
Molecule: messenger RNA, 394 nt
Organism: Staurois parvus
Lineage: Eukaryota; Metazoa; Chordata; Amphibia; Anura; Ranidae
Source: the annotation of a GenBank genome assembly